Molecule: messenger RNA, 1822 nt
Organism: Brienomyrus brachyistius
Lineage: Eukaryota; Metazoa; Chordata; Actinopteri; Osteoglossiformes; Mormyridae
Gene: chrna5
Product: cholinergic receptor, nicotinic, alpha 5
Exons: 7
Coding region: 197-1603 (468 amino acids)
Biological process (GO): signal transduction; regulation of membrane potential; monoatomic ion transmembrane transport
Cellular component (GO): synapse; neuron projection; postsynaptic membrane
Molecular function (GO): transmembrane signaling receptor activity; acetylcholine-gated monoatomic cation-selective channel activity
Source: RefSeq, a predicted model, not a curated record
GGGAGGGGAGGGAGGUAGCAAGGUGGGGCAUGCAGGCAUGUGCACACAGACGCGCCCAGAGUGGCAGGACACGGCAUCCUCGCCCUAGCGCUCACGCGGAGAUCUCUGGCACCGCUGUCCUCAUGGCUGAAUGCCUUCCUCGCGGCUGAGGAACCACCGAGUCGGGCUCCGCUGACAUGAUGCUGUCACUGUGAAGAUGCUGAGGGCAGUACAACCGGUCGCGGCCCUGUUCCUACUCUCGUGCUGCCGCUACCUCUGCCUGUGUCAUGCAACACCCAAGCUGUCCUCUUAUGCCAAAAUGGAGGAUCGCUUACUCAAGCACCUCUUCAGCAAUUACCAGAAGUGGGUGAGGCCAGUGGAGCACCUGAAUGGAACGGUGCGGGUCAAAUUUGGACUCGCCAUAUCCCAGCUGGUAGAUGUGGAUGAGAAGAACCAGCUGAUGACAACAAAUGUGUGGAUGAAACAGGAAUGGGUUGAUAUGAAGCUACGGUGGAAUCCGGAUGAUUUCUUGGGAAUUACAUCAAUCCGUGUCCCUUCAGAUUCCAUCUGGGUUCCAGACAUUGUCCUCUAUGAUAAUGCAGAUGGUCAUUUUGAGGGGUCUAUGACAAAGAGCGUGAUCAAGCACGACGGUACCGUCCUGUGGAAGCCCCCUGCUAAUUACAAGUCAGCCUGCACUAUAGAUGUCACUUUCUUCCCUUUUGACCGGCAGAAUUGUUCUAUGAAGUUCGGCUCUUGGACAUACGACGGCUCACAGGUGGAUAUCCUUCUGGAGGACUUCCAUGUGGACAAACAUGACUAUUUUGACAAUGGCGAGUGGGAGAUUGUAACAGCCACUGGCAUUCGCAGUUUAAGGAUGGAUGGAUCCUGCGUCUAUCCCUUUAUUACUUACUCUUUCAUCAUCCGAAGAUUACCACUCUUCUAUACGCUGUUCCUCAUCAUACCAUGCAUAGGUCUCUCCUUUCUCACUAUCCUAGUAUUCUACUUGCCCUCCAACAGUGGCGAAAAGAUCUCCCUCUGCACCUCCGUGCUGGUAUCACUCACUGUCUUCCUGCUGGUAAUUGAGGAGAUCAUCCCAUCGUCCUCCAAGGUCAUCCCCCUUAUAGGGGAGUACCUGGUGUUCACCAUGAUCUUUGUUACGCUUUCCAUCGUCAUCACCGUCUUUGUCAUAAACAUCCACCACCGCUCAUCCUCAGCGCACCACAACAUGGCACCCUGGGUGCGGCGCAUAUUUCUGCACCAGCUGCCCAAGCUGCUCUGCAUGCGCAGCCAUGCAGACCGCUACACAACCCCAGGAGGCACAAAGGGGGGUGCAGGUAAAGCCGGGGCCAGGAUCACCAGAUGCAAGACGGCACAUCUCCUCUCCUCCGAGGAUGGACUGCAGGCAGCCCUGGAGUCCAUCCGCUACAUCACCAUGCACGUGGUUAGAGAGGAUGAGGUCAGAGAGGUAGUACAGAACUGGAAAUUUGUGGCUCAGGUCCUCGACCGAGUUUUGCUGUGGACAUUUCUCUUGGUUUCGGUGCUGGGUUCUGCCUUGCUCUUCAUCCCUGUUGUCUACAACUGGGCCAACAUUGUUGUCCCCAACUACGCUGGACAAAAGGGCUGAACUGUUUGGAAACAAACUAUAAAAUGAACUAUUUCUGCAAGACAUCAGUUUUACAUUUCAAGAGUAUUUUUCUUAGUCACAUUUUCUAAUAUAAUCAUCCAUCUAUAGUCUGUAUGUGUUAUAACAUAUGUUAAUAUACGAAUAUAAAUAAAAUCAAAUUUAUAAAAUGUUCCCAAUUUAAAAUUUCGACUUAUAUAGUCUGGUGUUUCAACUUAUAUA